Molecule: messenger RNA, 5790 nt
Organism: Anguilla rostrata (American eel)
Lineage: Eukaryota; Metazoa; Chordata; Actinopteri; Anguilliformes; Anguillidae
Gene: pxk
Product: PX domain containing serine/threonine kinase
Exons: 18
Coding region: 248-1957 (569 amino acids)
Biological process (GO): negative regulation of monoatomic ion transport; negative regulation of ATP-dependent activity; protein phosphorylation
Cellular component (GO): plasma membrane
Molecular function (GO): ATP binding; phosphatidylinositol binding; actin binding
Source: RefSeq, a predicted model, not a curated record
UACCUCAAAACAGACUGACAGGCACUUGUUCUAGCAGGAGUGAGCUGUAGCUGGAUAGCUAGCUACCACGACACAAGGGCAGCACAGGAAACUAUACUAGCUCAUCCGCCCGUUCACCCACUGACAAGUCAGAUCACAAAGCUCAUUCCGUCACUGGAUGUUUCUGUAGUAAUACAGGAUAUUUCACAACACCGGCGUUAGUCGGUAAGACUGUUGUUAAUCAUCGUUUCCCAACGUGAACGCCGGAAUGGCGUUCAUGGAGAAGCCGUCUGCGGGAAAGAUCCUGCUGGACGACACCGUGGCGCUGACAGCUGUAAUCGAAGCGAGUCAGAACCUUCACUCCCACACAGAAUACAUUAUUCGAGUUCAGAGGGGUGUUUCUCCUGAGAACAGUUGGCAGGUCAUAAGAAGAUACAGUGACUUUGACAUGCUGAACAAUAGUUUACUGAUCUCUGGCCUCAAUAUGCCCCUUCCGCCCAAAAAGCUGAUUGGAAACAUGGACAGAGAGUUCAUUGCAGAGAGGCAGAAGGGCCUGCAAACCUAUCUGAACUUCAUCACGACGCACCACAUUCUCUCCAGCUCUGAGCUUGUCAAGAAGUUCCUGGAUACCAAUAACUACUCCUCUAACUACACAGAAAUUGCCCUGCAGCAAGUUUCCAUGUUCUUCAGGUCUGACCCCAAGUGGGAAGUGGUGGAGCCACUGAAGGAUAUUGGGUGGAGAUUACGAAAGAAAUACUUUCUAAUCAAAAACAAAGAUCAGCCCAAGGAGCGCCAAGUCUUAAGCUGGGUUGACCUGGGUCCUGAUAAGUUCCUGUCAGACAAAGACCUACAGUCUGCGAUGAAGCUCCUCCCCACAGUAUCAAACUCUUACAUUUUCCCAGUCACCUUUGCCACUACCAGCGAGUCGUCUGCACUAGUGAUCCGAACAUACAAUGAAAAAGGGACUCUUAGAGAUCACAUAUGCAAGGUGAAACCAAAAGAACCUUUCUUGAAAAAGUAUUGCAACCCCAAGAAGAUCCAAGGCCUGGAGCUCCAGCAGAUCAGAACUUACGGGAGGCAGAUCUUGGAGAUCCUAAAAUUUCUGCAUGAUAAAGGAUUCCCGUACGGACACCUCCACGCGUCCAACGUCGUGCUGGAGGAUGACACGUGCAGACUGCUGGACAUAGAAAACUCUCUGCUUGGGCUGCCGUCCUACUACAGACCCUAUGUAGCACAGUUCAGGAAAAUCAAUACCACAGAGAGCAUCGAUGUGUAUUCCUUCGGACACCUGCUGUAUGAAAUGGCGUAUGGGAGACCUCCGGAUUCGGUGCCAGUUGAUCAGUACCCUCCUGCUCCGUCCCCAUCUGUGGUGAUGGUGCUGCAGUCUAUCCUGUCCACUGAGGCUUGUAAAGGUGGGAUGCCCACCGUUGCCCAACUCUUGCAGACACCACUGUUUAGCGAUGUGAUGUUGUGUAACUCAGAGAAGCUACAGUUUAAGAUCACCACCAAAUUAAAGGAUGCCCUGAAAACUGCCAAAGAGUGCUUGGAGAAACGGCUGCAAGAGGAGCAGAAAAUGAUCCACCAGCACAGGCGACUGACUCGAGCUCAGUCUCACCAUGGCUCAGAAGAGGAAAAAAAGAGGAGGAAGAUCCUGGCCAGAAAGAAAAACAGGCAGUCAGCUUACGAAAAUGAAGAAGACCUUUCUGCAAAAUAUAACAACAAUUCUGGUUCAGGAGCCAGCUCCCCCCCAACGUCCCCCUCCUCCCCCACCCCUCCUCCCACCACAGGGAACCCGCCGCCGCCGCCUCCGCCGCCUCCCCCUCCACCACCACCGUGUGAGCCGGCCCAGACCCCGUCACCCCCCUUGCCCUCUGUGAAUGGCGUGGGCCGAGGCGCUUUGCUCAGUUCAAUCCAAUCCUUCAGCAAAGGGAAGCUUAAGAAGGCAGAGACCAACGACCGCAGCAUCCUCCACUUGUGAGGGACACGUUACAUUGAAUUACAUUACAUGACAUUAAGCAGAUACCCUCAUCCAGAGCGACUUACACGGCUUGCAUUUCACACACAGUCCAUUUAAACAACUGGAUAUUUACUGAAAAAAUUUUGCUUAAGUACCAUGCUCAAGGCUUCAACUAGCACUACCCCAGCUGGGAAUCAAACCUUCAGCCUGAGUUGCAAGUCCCAAACCUUUUACUUGAAUUACAAGUUCUGUUUCCUAACCAUUGUACUAUAUUGCUGCCCUGCACAUUUAUACACUGCUCCUGGGGUAGGGUUUACGCAGUGAUGGCUUUUCUCCCUUUUAUUUUAAUGCCUUAUUUUUGUUAUUUGUGUUUUUUAGUGCAGUCCCUUUGGUUUUGGUUUGCUGAAGAGUGCUGCUUUGGUUGUUUCCCCUCUGACUAAUCAUGCAUUGUUCUCACUGGCUACAUUUAAGUGCACCAGGCCUGUGUCAUCUUGGUUCAGAGCUGCUCAUUUAUUAGCAUUUUCUACUUUGUUAGGACAUCUAUUUCUUACUACAUCAGAGGUCAGCUUCUUACAGUGCUCCAGAAAGACCAGUUAUUAAUACAGUGCCACAGAGAAAUGCUCGCAGGUUUACAUUUUGUGUUGUACUUGAGGGUGUUGUUCUUUCCUUUACGAGUGCAUGCUAUUUGCAAUAAUGGAAGCCUUGUUUAGAAUUCCCAUGAAGCUGGUAGCCUACAAACGACAUGUAAAUUGUAUUGUGGUGACUUAUUCAUUUUGAAUCUUAUUUGUUUGAGGAAACCAAGGGGGAUGUUCGAUAGUUAGUCACAGCAAUACAGUGAAGGAGGUUUCCUGGCUGUGUAUGACUACGUUUAGCUCCACAGUACAUUGUUAGCCCAGUGCCCAGUCCUAACAGUUCCAGCCCCAACAUGCUGGCUGCUUUUUCAAUGAGAGCCUCCACACCAAGCUCCUCAUUUUCACACAGUUUGGGGAUGUGCCAGUAUUCAUGAAAACAAAGACUUUGGAAUCCCCGUUUGCUGCACACUUGAGUUAUGAGUGGCCCGUGUGUGCCACGGUCCACAGUGAACAAAAAGAAUAACCCCAAAUUCCUGAUUCCACAAUAUCAGAGUACACACAGGAACAUCUGAACAGCCUGGUUUUGGCAGUGAGAUGAGGGAGACUGGAACGAGUGCAGGCCAGCCUGACUCGAGUCCUCAAAAUAGCCCGUCAGGAUAAGGUUAGAGGUGUGCUAAUGUACAAUACAUGGGACAAACCUGGCGUUGUUGAUUAAUAGCCAGCCAGGCCACUGUAAACCCAUCAUCACAUGUUCCCACCUGAGCUCAUCAGGUAUUUCAUGGAAGUAUUUAAUGAGUGUCUCAGAUUUUGAGGUAGAGGAGAUUCUGACCGUAGCAUCGCACAUUGGUUUUCAUACAUUUGAUUUCUGUGUAGUCCAACGAGCAAACAUUUUGACAUUUAUACUAGUAACUAUGCUUAAAAUGGCCAUCUAGGUCUGCAUUAUCGAGCAGUAAGCAGUAAUUCAUCUUUAAUGAAGUAUUUUACCCAAAAUACCCACACAUACUGCUUGUGUGUGAAGUUUUUUGUACUGAACAAUCGAGCACAAAGUCAUUGGCACUUACAAAGACUAGUAAUGAUUGCUUGCUACAUAUACUGUAACUAAAUACUCUCCUUAUUUUUAUUCCUCUGUAUCUAUUAUUGCCUGUUGAAUAUGCUGGCCUUUAAAAGUGUAAUUUAUUUUCAAAUAGAAAAAGUAAUAAUGCAUUUUGAUUCUUUGGAGAAUCUAUUUGCUGCAGUGCCACAUCUACCUUAGUGCCUAAGAUAUUUUUUCUAAAGCAUCUUUAAUGUAAUUGUUGGCUGUAAAGAUCCUAUUUAGACCAUUCGGUAAAAUGCAGUUAAGAAACAAAGAAAAUUCUGUGUAAUUACUGUGCAGAGCAAAAAAGGGCAAGUAUGCAUUUCUCUCUAGCACCAUCUUGCCAUUAGAGAGAGGAGGACCAGCCCUAAAACUAAUAUACGGUGUCAGGUCAUAACACAGAGAACCUGUGUGCAGACAGGCUUUUUAUGAAUAUGGACUCUGCAUAAAAUCGGUGAAAAGUAACUAGAUGCUGAUUUCCUUCAUUAGUUUUUUUUCCCAUGACCACACCGCGGAAAAUGCUGAAAACAAACAUUAUGGCCCCCAUACAGGAUUUAAAAAGGUCUAGAUAAUUGUAUAUUGGUUUUCUGAAAUGUGCCAUCAUCUUAUAUUGUUUAAUGAUCCCGGUGGGUACCAGAUGGAUCUUCUUAUCUGGUUUUUGAUUAUGUUAUACUGGGGGGGAAAUGCAGGUUAUGUGUGCUUUUGUGGUUUCAAAAAUCAUUUUGCAAUCAUUUUUAUAAAUCAGGGCAUUUGCACAGUUCAGCUUUGGAAGCUUAGUUUAUCUCUGCCUUCUGUGAUCACUUUGUUUUGAUGAGCAAGUUGUUUGAAACCUAGUGUGAUUUGAGUAAAGGGUUACGAUUGCUCUUUGAACCAAAUAUCUCAUAGUUUCAGAAGCUCAUCUAUGUUGCUUAAAUACUCUAAAUCUCACUCUCACACAGCAGUGUCUAAGUAGAGUACAUCAGUCAGUGCUUUAAUGCAGUUAUCAAAAAAACUGGCAGCAAACUAGACAAAACUGAUUUGAUUUCUGACUUGACUGUUGAGUUCCAAAGCAUACGUAUUGAUAUGUUCUCUUUGAACUCAACAUUUAAGACAUGUUUUUCUUUAUGGAAUUUUAAAUUAUACUAGGAUUUGUUUUCAGCCACUUUCUAUUUAUUGAAAGUUAAGAUUUUUUUUGUGGUCUUGAAGUAUGUUUAUAUGACAUAUUACCAAGUGACUGCAGUAGCACUGUUGGGUUUACAUAAACGGUUUCCAUUUUUUAAUAGAAGAAAAAUAAUUAUAAGUGUUUUCUUGUUUUUGGCUUAUCCUGUAACCCACUAUUUCAGUUACUUCUUGCUCUUUUACUAGCUACUGGCUAGCUUGUAUGUGUCUUGGGCUCCAUGUGGUGAAAAAUUAAGAUAAAGAAACCAGUCUUCAUUUCAUUUCUAUUUAUUGUAAAAGACGCAUUCUCUUCUGUCAUUAAACGCUGUAUUUUUAGAGUGACGGUUGAACUUCCAAAAUGAACAUAUGCUGUGCUGUCUUAAUGAUUAGUUUCCACCUGCACAUGUUGUUGUACAUAAUGUUUAGUUGUGGUGUAAUAUGCAGUUUAUUAACCUGGAUUUUUAUUUCUGCAUAUCACUGCCACUCAUCUCAUGUUUGCACUGUUGAAUUUUGACAGAAAAUUGUGAAAUAACAAAAUUGUUUGCUGACUGCUGCAAACAUUUAUUACCCAUUAACUGGCAUGUAUAGAAAGGUCUUUUACAUUUUUAAAGGUAAAUCUCUGCACUUUAGCAUGAACAUUUCAGACCUUUUCUGAUCCAAAACAAUUAUAUUUUGCUGUUCGCGCUAUAUAUAUAUAUAUAUAUAUAUAUAUAUAUAUAUAUACAUUUGUGCUACUUUUACAAUUCUUUUAAGAGUAUAAAUUGUUUUUGUUGGUGAUGAAGAAAGGGUUGAUUUACCAAGAUAUUUUCAUAGCUUGCAUCUCAUUUUAACCUUUAUCCAACUGAAUAAAUGAUGUUUAAAUGUUACCAAUACUAAAUACAAUUUCUGUAAUAUUUUCAUGUGAUGUGUUCCUUCCUUUUAUGUUGUGGCUGAAUUAGUUUUAACUGCCAUUAGAAAAACAGAACCAUGAGAAUCUUAUUAUUACAGAGGUUGUUGUUGUAUGUAUAUAUGUAAAAACAUCCAUGUAACUUGCAACAAAAUCUGUGAUUAUUUUAUUAAAAUAAUGAUAAAUA